UCCUUGAUCUUGAAAGUAGUAGCGAAGGAAACCACUGUUUGUUUUGUUUCCCUCUUCCUCAGUCUAGUUCGCAAAAGUAACCACCCCCUUAAAAAGUGCGAGCGAUGGCGACUCCGUCCGGCAUCAAAUACGCCGUCCAUCUAAUCACCACUCACUUCGGCGAUCUCGUCGCCAAAGUCUGUGAGUGUCUUCUCCGGAGAGGACCGUUAACUCUCCAAGCCACAGUCCGGUUUACGGAGCUCACUUCUUCUCAAGUCAAGAACUGCCUACUUGUUUUGAUUCAACACAAUUGCGUUCAAGCUUUUGUUCUCGAACAAUCUGUUGAGCAUGGAGAUGCUGCAAAAGUUAACACUGAGUACAUAGCAUUGUUCGAUAACAUAUUCCACCGGUGGCGAUUUCCCAAAUUCUUGACUAUUGUCUCCCAGAAUCUUGAUAAACAAUGUAUUGAUCUGUUGGAGGCUUUGCUUCAGCACGGAAGGCUUACCCUCAAACAAAUGUCUGAUCGAGCAAAAUCGAGUCAAAAUGAAGGAGAUGAUGUAAUUUUGGAUUCUGUCCAAGAAGCCAUUAUUAAGUUACUGAAUGCUCGUUUUAUUGAACGGUGCCCUGCUUCUGAACCAGUUCUCACUAACCCAACUAAACAAGAACUUAAUGCAAGAAAGCGAGCAGCUAAAUCUGGCAAGAUUCUUGAAGAACAAGAAACAUUAGAGCAACGUGUUGUGGAAGCUGCUGCACCUCCUGAAGCACUAAGAUUUUUGCUUCUAACACAAACUGAACCUGCUGCUGAAGGGAAGGGUGAGACCAGUUCCCCUACUGUGACACCUGGCGAGAAGCGCAAGCAUGAUGCUUUAGAGUCAGAAUAUGGGGCUACAGAUGAGCAAGUAGUUCUUUGGCGUGCUAAUUUCGAGGAAUUUAUUCGACGUCUUAGGCAUAAGGCUUGCAUCGAGAACGUGAAGACGCGCCUGGAUGAUGGAGCUGUUACUGUCUUAAAAGCGAUGCUCGAAGCAACUAGAAGCGCAGAGAAGAAGGUUAAAACAGAGAAUUCAGUUCCACUCUCACUGAGUUCCAUUUAUGAAGAAGCGAUAAAGAGCGAAGAAGGUCGCAAUAUAACCUUUGAUCGCGUUAGAGCCUCCCUUAUUCAGUUGAGUUGCCCUCCGUUUGUAAUAGCAGCCAAUGAGUCAUAUAGUAUCGAUUUCAAGAAAAUAAUUGAACUGGCUCAGAAUGAGGAGGUGGAGUCUAUUGUGUUGAAAAGAUAUGGAAAAGAUGCAUAUAGAAUGUUCCGGUUACUGUCGAACAGCAGUCACCUACUUGAAACUGAUAAGAUUGCAGAUGCCGCAUUUGUUGAAAAGAAGGAGACGCCAAAAAUCCUUUAUAAACUGUGGAAGGAUGAUUAUUUGCACAUGGAGAGAUUACAAGUAACAGGAGCUAAAAGACUACAACAGUUCCUGUUGUGGAAAGUGAACAAGAAUCUUAUACGGGAGCAUGUUCUAGAUGAGAUGUUCCAUGCUGCCCUAAAUUUGAGCCAACGAGUGGCGUUUGAAUUGGAACAGGAACAGCAGCUUUUGAAUAUCCCGCGAGAUAAACGUCUUAGCCGGCUAAGAAAAGUCCGGUUACUCUUGGAAUCAUCACAGAUGAAGCUUGACGAUGCUAUCAUGCUUUUCCAUGACUUCUGAGGGAGCCAUUUCAUUGAGUAAUGGAGGGAUGUGCUGUUGGACGAUUUAUUUGUUUAUUUCCUUCAAUUUCAAUGAACGAGCUCGUGGAUAUUUUAGAUUGAGUCAGCUCGGCCGGUUCACGUUCUGCAAUGGUUUAUAAAUAUUACAGGACGCUCGUAAUGCAUGUCAAGUAUCCACAUUCAGCAGAGAUCACAAUGUAUGGUUUGAAAA
This is a messenger RNA of Hibiscus syriacus, 1880 nucleotides long. RefSeq lists its product as uncharacterized. The record is from RefSeq and is a predicted model, not a curated record. Gene Ontology annotation, biological process: DNA-templated transcription. The transcript is spliced from 14 exons. NCBI's taxonomy places the organism in Eukaryota, Viridiplantae, Streptophyta, Magnoliopsida, Malvales, Malvaceae. Gene Ontology annotation, molecular function: single-stranded DNA binding. Gene Ontology annotation, cellular component: RNA polymerase III complex. Bases 105 to 1670 code for a protein of 521 amino acids.